UUUUAGAAAUAUUUUGUGACCAUUCUCAGACAGCAAGGAGACACAAGCAAUUGUUCAUGUUUGAUGGGUUCACCAAGUUUCUUGGAGUGUUUCUUGUCAUGUUUACUGGUCAGUGUAGUUAACCACACAUUUUGUAUGUAGAUUUUCUGUGACAGUAGGUUUGCUUUUCAUGCAUGUGAGACACUACUGAAUCGAAGAUGUAGAGCAUUUAAGGGGGGGGGGAAUUAAAGCUUUCCACAGAAGGCGACCCUCCUCCUUUCUCUGGAGUAUCCGCCAAUGAAAUUCCGCCUAAGUAAUCUGUGCACCAAUAGGAACACGCGUUCUUGGCUUGUUCGGUAACUAAGGACCGAGUAUUAUAGUUUUCCACAAAAGUGUACUGCCGCACGAGGACCUUCCUUAGCAACCGUGGAUAAAUAUGAGUUACUACAGCAUAAGUGUAGAUAGGAGGGCCCUGGACUAACAUUCCUGCAGCUGCAUCCAUGGACACUGUAAAGAAUGGGGGAUCUCAGCCUGUCUACAGUCGCUGGUCAUACAGACCCUCCAGCUCUGCCAGCUUCUCCUCCAACUCAACACCAAGUGGCAUCGAAGAUGACAGCAACAGUCUAAUGCAGCAGAAGCUGGAAAAACAGAGGGCGCUGCUGGAACAGAAACAGCGGAGGAAGCGGCAGGAACCUCUGAUGGUUCAACCCAAUACAGAGGCUCGGCCCCGGCGUCACAGGGCACGGCGUGCUGAGGAGGAGACUCCGCUGGUGGAACCGCAACUUUGUAUCGUCAACGAUGCCCUUGUGGAUGGUAUUGAUGGUCCAGCAGCCUUCUUGGGCUCUGAAGCUCCUGAUCCUGGAAUGAAAAUCCAAAUCCAGUCGGUGAGCCAGCCCCAGACCCAGUCUCAGUUCCAGUCUCAGCCACAAUCCCCUGCUAGUGAGGAGCCUGAUAGAGAUGGAGACACGGAGACUCUGCUGGAGGCCAAGACUGAUAUUCAUGAACUGCUGCAGAAACAAGGUCUGUCUGGCAGUAUGAACUUCGAUGAAGCUAGCGAGCAUGAGGAUGAUAUGGAGGAAGAACGGACACAUUCCCAAUCCCCUCACACAGACAGCACCAGACCUGCCUCUGCUGCCAGUGGCAAAGACGGUCCGGUAAGUAGCCCAGAGGCUGUAACACCAGCAUCACCUGCAGCAGAGAGCUCACUAAUUGAUGUUGCCAAUCUAGAGGAGUUUGUCCUGCGUCCAGCUCCACGUGGUGUCACAGUUAAAUGUCGAAUCACCCGGGAUAAGAAGGGUAUGGACCGUGGCCUCUACCCCACCUACUUCAUGCACAUGGAGAGAGAGGAUGGGAAGAGGGUCUUUCUGCUGGCAGGAAGGAAGAGAAAGAAGAGUAAGACGUCCAACUACCUUAUUUCAGUGGAUGCCACUGAUCUGUCACGAGAGGGCGAGAGCUUCAUCGGUAAACUGAGGUCCAACCUCAUGGGCACCAAAUUCACAGUGUACAACAACGGCACCAAUCCCUGCAAAAACCCUGGUGCUUUACUGGAAGAGACCAACACGCGACAGGAACUGGCUGCCAUCUGCUAUGAAACCAACGUGCUGGGAUUCAAAGGGCCACGUAAAAUGACCGUAAUCAUCCCGGGCAUGAACAUGAACUUUGAAAGAGUCCCUGUGAGACCUCAAAAUGAGCAGGAGAGCCUCCUCAGCAGGUGGCAGAAUCACUCAGUGGACAGCCUAAUAGAGUUGCACAACAAGGCCCCGGUGUGGAAUGAUGACACCCAGUCCUAUGUGCUGAACUUCCACGGCCGCGUCACUCAAGCUUCAGUCAAGAACUUUCAAAUAGUUCAUGAUAAUGACCCUGACUACAUUGUCAUGCAGUUCGGCAGAGUGGCUGAAGACGUCUUCACCCUAGACUACAAUUAUCCCAUGUGUGCUCUUCAGGCCUUUGCCAUUGGUCUGUCAAGCUUUGACAGCAAGUUGGCCUGUGAAUGAACCUUGUUUUACAGCCACACCAUCAUCUUUCCUCUGUAUUCUCAAAUAUUUUUGAAGUCAAUGGCAACACUGUUUAAAUCAUAAGGAAUCAAUUCAUACAGGCGAAAAAAAAACUAACUAUGCCCUCCCCUCUGACUGGCGUCAGUUUUUUUCCAUGCUAUUUUGCAGGGACCUUUUCACUACUGUACUGCAUAGUAAAUAUGUAUAUACACAGUACACAUGUAAACAAAUUAAAAGAAAAAAAUGCAGAAGCAAAACACACGGCUGUAAUUUGUGCUGGAGACAGGUGCUACUGUUAGACACCUGGUGCAAAAUGAACUGACAUUACACUUAUGACCCUGUGUGAAAAUAUGUGAUUUGUGUAUUAAUCCUGUAUUUUAUGUUGCCUUCAAGUUUCGUUUCAUUAAGUGUUUGUGGCCGCACUAAUGUUAACGUGAGCUGAGAUGUUAGUCUGCAAAGCAUAAACCAUCCAUUGAAUUGGAUAACAUGGCCUCACCUCUGGCGCCACCUGCUGACCAAACCUUAGUUUUGUUUUUUUUGUUUUUUUUAGUAAGAAUUGAGAGUAAGGAAGUUCUUAUCAAGUCCAACAUUUUCUUCUCUGGUAUGUAAAAAACAUUACAGUCUCACCGUUGGUGUGACUACACAAUUCUAAUCUUGUUUACAUCUGCGAAAUGUAAAUGUGGCUUGAUCUGCCAUCUACUUAUAACAGUUUGACAUCGUUUUUGGCCUUGUCAUUUAUUACCAUAUUGUCAUCCCUUUUUUAUUCUUGUGUGGACGGUGCAUUAUUAUUCAGAACAGACCAAACUUAUGGUCUUUUUGUUUUUUUUGUAAAUGUAAUUUUAAUCUUGUGAUUAUGA
Molecule: messenger RNA, 2830 nt
Organism: Monopterus albus (swamp eel)
Lineage: Eukaryota; Metazoa; Chordata; Actinopteri; Synbranchiformes; Synbranchidae
Gene: tulp3
Product: TUB like protein 3
Exons: 13
Coding region: 480-1973 (497 amino acids)
Biological process (GO): protein localization to cilium
Cellular component (GO): cilium
Source: RefSeq, a predicted model, not a curated record